Molecule: messenger RNA, 1156 nt
Organism: Exserohilum turcica Et28A
Lineage: Eukaryota; Fungi; Ascomycota; Dothideomycetes; Pleosporales; Pleosporaceae
Exons: 2
Biological process (GO): phosphorelay signal transduction system
Source: RefSeq, a predicted model, not a curated record
AAUGGAACCAUACACUGCGCCCUCAACAAGAAUUGAGCUCAAAAAGCUUUCUCAAAAGUUUCGAGACUGCAUCCAGAUGCUGAACGUUAAAAUGGAAGAGCUCUCCAAGUCAGCAUCCCGUGAUUGCGGCGAUGACAUCAUUUCCUCUUCAACGGCGGGAAACAGCCCCGGCCUUCAGGACGCCCUCAUUCAGUUGCAACGACUUUGCGAGAUCUCAGAAGAAUUGGCUGUUCACUAUGAGGCGCAAACCGUCACGCAGACACAUAAAAGCUGCACCAUUGCUGCAUCGCACCAUCCUUGGACAGAUAGCCCUACAAAAGAAGAGCAUGAGAGCGCACCUCAAUCCUUUCGUGUAGAAUGGCAGCCUGCCGUCCCAAACCAUGAGCAAUUCUCUCCACACUCAUCGAUCACUGUUACUGGUCAACACGCCCCACCCGUACCAGUAAAUCAAUUUCCAUUCUGUGGGAUUCCAUUUGCUCUUCCUGAUACACUUGAAGCGUCCCGUGAAUUCGGUUCAGAUGGUGCGCUAGCCAUUAGGCCCAUCACAGAGACGCCCGUUCCACGACCCCCAAACUCUGGCCUUGAGCCACUCCAUCAGUAUGCGCAUUGCAGACUCUUGAUAGCGGAGGACAACGCAGUCAACCAGAGACUAAUUAGUAAGAUUUUCCAAAAGCUGGGCUUGCCUAACUCCACUCUUGUAAUAAAUGGCCUCCUUGCGGUGGAGAAGGUUCAGGAGAGCAUGGAGAUUAUGCUCCCCUUUGAUCUCAUCUUCAUGGACGAAUCAAUGCCAGUCAUGAGUGGCCGGGAAGCUACACGCCAAAUUCGCGCGAUAGGGUAUCGUGGAAUCGUCUGCGGUAUGACUGCUAGUGCAUUCACGUCGGAUGUGCAGGGGGCUUUGGAUGCAGGCAUGGAUACUGUGCUCAAAAAACCUAUUCGGACUCACGAUAUCCGCAAUGUGCUAGUACAAUCCCUUCCGCAUCUUCCACAAGAACCGGAAUCUGUCAGUCCGUCGCCAUUACCAAGGCAGAAACCAGUUGUUAAGUCUAGGCUAUAGGCUUGUCAUACUCUUUUUACAUGCGAUUGUUAUCUUUAGUUAGCUUCCUAUCUAUAGUUAUAGAGUUAGUAGAGAUACUACUAUCCACAGAUUGUAUAAAUU